Messenger RNA from Ochotona curzoniae (black-lipped pika), 2841 nucleotides. Its product is annotated as neuropilin-1. The transcript is spliced from 17 exons. Gene Ontology annotation, molecular function: vascular endothelial growth factor receptor activity; semaphorin receptor activity. Gene Ontology annotation, cellular component: membrane. Gene Ontology annotation, biological process: axon guidance; vascular endothelial growth factor signaling pathway; angiogenesis. NCBI's taxonomy places the organism in Eukaryota, Metazoa, Chordata, Mammalia, Lagomorpha, Ochotonidae. Bases 55 to 2823 code for a protein of 922 amino acids. The record is from RefSeq and is a predicted model, not a curated record.
GGCCGUUCCCUCGCCCGCGAUUCCCGCUUCUGCCUGCGGAUCUGAGAAGGGAGCAUGGAGAGGACGCCUCUCUUCUGCGCCGCGUUCGCGCUCGCCCUGACCGUGGCCGGCGCCUUCCGUAACGAUAAAUGUGGGGACACCAUCAGAAUCGAGAGCCCCGGUUACCUGACGUCCCCCGGAUACCCACACUCCUACCACCCGAGCGAGAAAUGCGAGUGGCUGCUACAAGCACCCGAUCAGUACCAGAGAAUCAUGAUCAACUUCAACCCCCACUUCGACCUGGAAGACAGGGAGUGCAAGUAUGACUACGUGGAGGUUAUUGAUGGGGACAGUGAGCAUGGACGGCCAUGGGGCAAGUUCUGCGGGAAGAUUGCCCCUUCCCCUGUCGUGUCCUCGGGGCCCACCCUCUUCGUCCGGUUUGUGUCUGACUACGAGACGCAUGGUGCAGGCUUCUCCAUCCGCUACGAGAUCUUCAAACGAGGUCCUGAGUGCUCCCAGAACUACACGAGCCCCAGCGGUGUGAUAAAGUCCCCAGGAUUCCCAGUGAAGUACCCCAACAGCCUUGAGUGCACCUACAUCAUCUUUGCCCCAAGGAUGUCGGAGAUCAUUCUAGAGUUUGAGAGCUUUGACCUGGAGCCUGACUCCAACCCCCCGGGAGGCGCAUUCUGUCGCUAUGACCGGCUGGAGAUCUGGGAUGGCUUCCCUGAAGUUGGCCCUCACAUAGGGCGCUACUGUGGACAGAAGACGCCGGGUCGGAUCCGCGCUUCCUCGGGCAUCCUGUCCAUGGUGUUCUACACUGACAGUGCCAUAGCCAAAGAAGGCUUCUCGGCCAACUAUAGCAUCCUACAAGGCAGCAUCUCGGAAGAUUUCAAAUGCAUGGAAGCUCUGGGCAUGGAAUCAGGGGAGAUCCAUUCUGACCAGAUCACUGCCUCCUCCCAGUACAGCACCAACUGGUCCGCAGAGCGCUCCCGGCUGAACUACCCUGAGAAUGGAUGGACGCCGGGGGAGGACUCCUACCGAGAGUGGAUACAGGUAGACCUGGGCCUCCUGCGCUUCGUCACGGCCGUGGGGACACAGGGGGCCAUUUCCAAGGAGACCAAGAAGAGAUACUUUGUGAAGACGUACAGGAUAGACAUCAGCUCCAAUGGGGAGGACUGGAUCACUCUGAAGGAAGCCAACAAGCCCCUAAUCUUCCAGGGGAACUCAAACCCCACCGAUGUUGUAUUAGGAAUUUUCCCCAAGCCGCUGAUCACACGGUUUGUCCGAAUCAGGCCCAUGACCUGGGAAACGGGCAUAUCCAUGCGCUUCGAGAUCUAUGGCUGCAAGAUUACAGAUUACCCCUGCUCCGGGAUGCUGGGCAUGGUAUCCGGGCUCAUUUCUGACUCCCAGAUCACAGCCUCCAACCAGGGGGACCGGAACUGGAUGCCCGAGAAUGUGCGCCUGGUGACAAGCCGCUCCGGCUGGGCCCUGCCUCCUGCAUCCCAUCCCUACACCAAUGAGUGGCUCCAGGUGGACCUGGGUGAGGAGAAGGUGGUGCGGGGCAUCAUCGUGCAGGGGGGCAAGCACCGGGAGAACAAGGUGUUCAUGAAGAAGUUCAAGAUCGGGCACAGCCACAAUGGUUCCGACUGGAAGAUGAUUAUGGAUGACAGCAAGCGCAAGGCCAAGUCUUUCGAGGGCAACAACAACUAUGACACGCCUGAACUGCGGACAUUCCCACCACUGUCCACGCGUUUCAUCAGGAUAUACCCAGAGAGGGCCACGCACGGUGGACUGGGGCUACGCAUGGAGCUGCUGGGCUGUGAGCUGGAAGCACCCACAGCAGGGCCAACCACCCCCAAUGGGAACCCAGUAGAUGAGUGUGAUGAUGACCAGGCCACCUGCCACAGCGGCACAGGGGACGAUCUACAGCUCACAGGUGGCACCACUGUGUUGAGCACGGAGAAACCCACAGUGAUAGACAGCACCAUACAAUCAGAGUUCCCCACGUACGGAUUCAACUGUGAGUUUGGCUGGGGCUCACACAAGACCUUCUGCCGCUGGGAGCAUGACAGCCAGGUGCAGCUCAGGUGGAGUGUGCUGACCAGCAAGACUGGGCCCAUCCAGGACCACACAGGGGACGGCAACUUCAUCUACUCCCAGGCUGAUGAGAACCAGAAGGGCAAAGUGGCCCGGCUGGUGAGCCCCGUGGUAUCGUCACAGAGCAGUGCCCACUGCAUGACCUUUUGGUAUCACAUGUCUGGCUCCCAUGUGGGCACACUAAGAGUCAAGCUGCACUACCAGAAGCCAGAGGAGUACGACCAGCUGGUGUGGAUGGCCAUUGGACACCAGGGAGACCACUGGAAGGAGGGCCGCGUGCUGCUGCACAAGUCACUGAAGCUUUACCAGGUGAUUUUUGAGGGGGAAAUCGGCAAAGGAAACCUGGGCGGGAUCGCUGUGGACGACAUCAGCAUCAAUAACCACAUCUCUCAGGAGGACUGUGCAAAACCUGCAGACCUGGAUAGAAAGAACUCAGAAAUUACCAUUGAUGAAACAGGCAGCACCCCGGGAUAUGAAGGCGAAGGGGAAGGGGACAGGAAUAUCUCUCGGAAGCCGGGCAACGUCCUGAAGACCCUGGACCCCAUCCUCAUCACCAUUAUCGCUAUGAGCGCCCUGGGUGUGCUCCUGGGUGCCGUGUGUGGGGUGGUGCUGUACUGCGCCUGCUGGCACAAUGGCAUGUCGGACAGGAACUUGUCUGCCCUGGAGAACUACAACUUUGAGCUCGUCGACGGCGUCAAGUUGAAAAAGGACAAGCUGAACACACAGAGCAGUUACUCAGAAGCGUGAAGGCAGACGGCCAGGCGG